GAUGAAGUUGUCUCGAGUUAGGAUCUCGGAUCAAUUGCAAUUCCAAUGACUCUACAGAACGGAAUGACAUUCGUGUAUAAUUUAUAAGACAAAACUGUAAAUUAUAUGGUACUAGACAUUUCAAAAUUCAAGUUUCUCGUGUCAGUUACAUUGUUCAGCAACAUUCACGUAUUCGCACAUUUUAUUUCUUUAAAAAUUACGUAAUUAAUUGCGUGCAGAAGGUAAUACCUUUCCAACUAAACUUCAUAGAGGAAGUUGACGACCAUUUCAAAAUUAAUUUGUACAGCAACAUUGAAAAUAUGUUAAUUCGCGAGACAACUAUUGCCAUUAUGUACCAAGUGAAAUUUUAAACGGUUAAUUAUGUACCGUUAAAUGUACGUUGCACGAGGCCAACCAUUUUUUGUAAAAACUAUGCAAUAUUCACUACCGUUUUAGUAUACCAGCGAAACUACUGCAACGAUGUACGCGAUAUUUAUUAAAAAGAAAAAAAAUACUAGAAACAAACCUUUCUCCGUUUAACCUCCAUGUUGUUAAGAACUUGUCGAUAUGAAAAUUAUAACAAAAAUAUGGCAAGACAUAACACGAAGCGGCUAUUACUAAAAUGACGCUUCGUCGCUGUCUGUGUAUCAGCAGUGUGGCUCGCGGCGACGAAACUUGACAUCGGGAUGAUUAUUAGAAUAUCUAACAACAAAAUGGCCGCGAUAAUGACUCAAGGUUUUAAGAACGGCUCGCUUCAAAGAAUAGUUGGAAUAUCACGAAGGUGAACAAAGACUUCGUUGUUAUCUGUGGUCGUUUCUAGUAACAGAUAGAAUUAUCUAUUUAAUCGAUUCAAUCGUGAGAACUCAUCACAAUGGGCUUCAUUCUAACUGUAUCAGACUAUGUAUUAAACACAGUUGAUUAACCGAAUGUUUCGAAUCUCUGUUUUUAAUCCUUUACGUGUUGCAUUUUAAUUAACGCCUCUGAACGUAUUAAGUACAGCACUUUUAAAAACGAUAUUUUCGUAAUGCAUUCCAUGGCGUAUUCCAUGAUUUCAACAAACAGAAUUUUAAUAAUAAAAGAAACUUUGCUCGAUAUUGUAAACCUACUCUUUCUUCUUUUUUAACCAACGUAUGUGUGUGUUUGCGAGUAUGUUGUAUGAAUUAUGCAUGAAUAAUGUUUAUUAAACAACGUAGCUAUAUUUAAAUUCUAUUCUCUUUAUCAACGAUUUUGUUAGUUCUUUUAAUUACGCAAUGUACGCUGAGAUAAGAUAUUUUAGGAUACUACUACAUCAUACUGAGCAUUAUACAUUUAUCUACUUCUCCUUGAAAUAUGUUUCUGAAUCUUGUUGUAAAGUCAAGUAUCAAAAGGGAAAGUGCAGUAAAAUUAGGAGACUUAUACAAAAAAAUAUUAUUUCAUUUCCAUCGAGAAGAGUGAUUAUUUACCAAGGAAGUAAUAUAAUAAUCUGUUUGCAACGAAUAUCCGUUGGAGCAAAGCUAUUAAAAUGGCCUACAGCCAACAUAAAUCAAAUUUUCUACAAGAAGCUACAAUUCAGAUUGGCGCAGGAGCCUCUGCAGGCUUUGUCGAGGCCUGCAUAAUGCAUCCAAUGGAUCUCAUAAAAACACGUUUUCAACUACAAGUCAAAAUUGUGCAAAAUGAUGCUCUUUAUUAUACAGGAAUUCGUGACUGCAUACGAAAAAUGUAUAUAAAUGAAGGGUUUGCAGCAUUCUGGAAAGGUAUAUUACCUCCUAUUCUCAUGGAAACACCAAAGAGGGCCUUAAAAUUUUUCUCCUUCGAGCAGUACAAAAAAUUAUUUAACGAUAGUUCAUCGAAAACAAUGGUAUUUUAUUAUGCUGGCUUCUUAACAGGCGUGACAGAGGGUAUUUUAGUAAAUCCAUUCGAAACAGUUAAAGUACAAAUGCAGUCUGAUCGUAAACAUGUAAAACUCAGUCCAUCCACUUUUGCUGUGACCCGACGCAUUCUGGCCCAGCAAGGAUUUGGAUUGAAUGGCCUCAACAGAGGUUUAACCGCCACAAUAAUGCGAAAUGGCGUUUUUAAUACAUUUUACUUUGGCAUUUAUAACACUCUUCUUCCAUGGACGAAGAUACAGCAGGAUUAUAUUCCAGAACUGGCAUUCAAGUUUUUCAUAGGUUUUAUGUCAGGAACACUGGCAUCCUGUAUGAAUAUACCAUUCGAUGUUGCUAAAAGUCGUAUACAAGGACCUCAAGGUGAAGUUCAAUACAGAGGAACCCUACACACAAUUGUUAUAGUUUAUCAAAGAGAAGGAUUUAAAGCCUUAUAUAAAGGAUUGGUACCAAAGAUUUUGCGAUUAGGGCCAGGUGGUGCUAUUAUGCUUAUAGUUUAUGAACAUAUGAAAUCAUACCUUACUAUGACAUUUUCUUAGUAACGGCAAUUCUAGGCUAACAUAGAUUCAUUAUAUGCAUUUAUUAUCAUUAGCAACAUAUUGUUAUGAUUUUCAAAAAAGAUGUAAUAAUACCUUUACUUAAUCAUCUAAUAUAGUAUCCAACCAUUUCUCCAGAUCUAUAGAUUUUACAGAUGUACCAGAUUUAGUUACUUUCUUUGUAUCUGUAAAAGAUACUCACUGAAUUAAUGAGCAUACAAAAAUCAUCAUCUGGAUAUUAUUCUAUUAAAUUUUUUUUUAUGUCUGUACCAGCAUUAGAAGAUGUAGGUAAAGAUUUCACUGUUAUUAAAUAUUCAUCCACAGGUUCUUUAAGCAAUAAUAAAAAGUCUAAAUCUUCAGCUGUAUCAUCCACAGAAUCCUGACUUCUUUCUACACUUUUUGUAUUAUUUAAAACAUCCAUUCCUAAAUUAUUUAGAAUCUCAUUAUAUUUUUGUUCACCCUGUUCGGCUAUAUU
Molecule: messenger RNA, 2852 nt
Organism: Nomia melanderi (Alkali bee)
Lineage: Eukaryota; Metazoa; Arthropoda; Insecta; Hymenoptera; Halictidae
Product: mitochondrial 2-oxodicarboxylate carrier
Source: RefSeq, a predicted model, not a curated record